Molecule: messenger RNA, 2214 nt
Organism: Guillardia theta CCMP2712
Lineage: Eukaryota; Cryptophyceae; Pyrenomonadales; Geminigeraceae
Exons: 20
Coding region: 1-2214 (737 amino acids)
Molecular function (GO): protein binding
Source: RefSeq, a predicted model, not a curated record
AUGGCUGAGAGCGUAAUGGCGGAAGGCCGAAAGUUUGGAAGAUGGUUCUGGAUUAAGAACGAGACUCAUGAGAUGAAACUCCCAGGAUUCUUUGAAAAUGCGUACAAGACCAAAUGCUACUGUUGGAUCGAGAAUGGAUGUAUGUUUGCCUCAGUUGAGAAAGAGAAGGCAAGCACCUUGCAGACAGUCUUUGCAAGGCACGUGAUUGAGACGAAUGCUUCUCAGUCGUCCAGCGGCAAGAACGGGUUCCUCACGUUCCAGCUUGACAAAUGGAAGGCCAGCUGCUACGACAAGGUCAAAUUCGAGCUGCGCAGCAUUUCCGAGGGGCGGGCAGUCAGGUUCAAAGCGCAAAGUCCCGAGGACUGUCAGAAGUGGGUGACGAUGUUGAUGAAAGUUGGCAUCUUCAAGUCGCCUGAAGUCUUCGGGAGCAUCAAGUAUGAGACAAGACCGAUGGAGGAGGAGGACGCCUUUCAGCUCGUUGAGACCGAUGGCAUGCACUUCAAGACCCUCGAAGUCAGGUUCAAGUUCGACAGAAAAAUCAUGCUCGCAGCUGUGAGGCAAAACGGACUCGCCCUGCAGUUUGGGAAGUUCUCAGUGCCCGAAGGAAACAUCGUGGACUACACGGUAGACCGGGAGGUCGUGCUGCAAGCGAUCAGGCAGAACUGCUCGGCCUUCUCGUUCGCGGAUGUCUCGCUGCAGGUUGACAGGAGCGUUGUCCUCGCCAUGUUCGACACAGACAUCGCCGACGUGAUGAUGCUGCUGCGCAACGGCAUUUCACCGCUCAUGCUGGAUGAGGAGGUCAUGCUCAAGGCGGGGGAGAGAGACGCGCAUGCGGUGGAACGCGCGAGGAAGAACUUGUACAUCUGUCCCAACGUCAAGGAAGAGAGCCUGUCACCAAAGGAGCUGAAGGACCUUCAAGCUCAGGCUCUUCUCACCAGGCUGACUGAGAACGGCGACCUCGUGUCGUUGAAGAGGUUGCUGGCGAUGCAAGUUGACAUCAACACAUGUCCCUAUAUCGGCUACUCUGCCAUGCACGCGGCCGCUGAGUCAGGGAGAGUGGGGCUGGUGCACUUCUUGCACGAGCAAAAAGCUUCAGUUGAGAGUCAGAUGACGGGAGGUACCACUCCUCUUAUGCUAGCCGCAAUGGGUGGCAAGUCGGAAUGCAUCAAGCUCCUGAGCGAGCUCGGAGCAGAUGUGAAUGCAAGGAAUGAGGGUGGGACAACGGCAUUGAUGCUCGCAGCCAUGGAGGGACACACGCAAACGAUUGCAAGUUUGGCUCAGUUGGGAGCAGACAUCGAUGCUGUAGAGAACGAGCUGAUCCUUGAGGAGGAGCACGUAAGUGAGAAGCUGAAGAUUUUAGAAACGUCAGCACAGGAACCAGUCCUUGCCAGCAAGCUGCCAAGAGACGGCGCAGACACGGACAAGAGCAUGGCGCUGGUUUCAUCCUCACAGCAGCAGCAGCAGCUGACCUUGUCCUCGGCAUUUGCAUCGACAUUCACGGGGAGGAUGAUCAGUGACAUCAAGAACAGUCUUGCACUCACUUCUUUGGGAUCUCUACGUGCUGUCGUCGGGUCAGAUUUCGCUGCUCACCUCGAUCGGAUUCUCGGAUUUGUUGCCCUCCCGCGGGAGAUGGCAGAGUUUCGUAAUCACACCGGGGGCAUGAACGCUAUCAUGAAGGCAGCCGCCAGCGGUCACACGCAGGCGGUACAAGCUCUCGUCGAGCUCGGAGCCAACGUGAACGCAGUCAGCAAGGGUGGAAUGUCUGCCCUCAUGAUAGCUGCCAUGGGCGGGCACAAGCAGACUGUCAAGUACCUGUGCCAUGUCAUCGACGACGUCGACAGUCUCGACAAGGAGGGGCACAACGCUGUCCAGUGGGCAGAGAGGACGGGGAACUGGGAGACAGCGAGGAUGAUCAAGGAGGCAGCGAGAGAGAAGAAGCUCCUCCAGCAAGCUACUUACGAGGAGCUCGAGCCCUCCAGCGAGUUUCACAUGGACAACAAUGGACAGGACGAGACGGAGGACUCGUCUCCUGCUGCUGGCAGCCGAGCCAGGACGAGAGCAGAUGCUGGUGACAUCGUAGGAGCAGCGGACAGCGAGGACGGGCACCAUGGCACGAUAGAAGAGUUUCUUGAGCCUCUAGCUGAUCUUCAGGUGGAGGAGGAGGUCAACGAGGAUGCUGAUGCGGAAUCUGAGGAGCCUACAAUACAAGUUUGA